GCGUGGUUAAAAUAACUACAAAUUUCUUGUGGCCACCAUGUCCUUUUACAAGUGUCUCCUCGUUCUCUUUGCUGUCGCUUCCAUUGCUUCUGCCAAACCUCUAGACUUCCAGGCACUCUCUGACGAUGUCAUUGAUUAUGUGAAUUCUCUGAAUACGACCUGGACUGCUGCCCGUAGCCCUCGCUUCCCCUCCGGCAAUGAAGUUGACGUCAAAGACCUCUGCGGGGUACUUGAUGUGAAGCACACUCUCCCGUACAAGGAGAAAGUCUCGGUCGGAGCCAUCCCUGAUACAUUUGACGCUAGGCAGAAAUGGUCAGAUUGUCCCUCAAUCUCUGACAUUCGCGAUCAAGGCUCAUGUGGAUCAUGCUGGGCUUUGGGUGCAGUUGAAGCAAUGAGUGAUCGCUAUUGCGUUAGCUUCCAAGAGAAUGUCCACAUAUCGGCUGAAAACCUCAUGACUUGUUGUAAAUUUUGUGGUAACGGAUGUGCUGGUGGCUUCCUCCAACAAGCCUGGGAGUAUUGGGUGAAGGAUGGUCUUGUUACUGGAGGUCAGUACGGCUCUGAUGAAGGAUGCCAGCCUUACCUGAUACCUAAAUGUAACCACCACGAGCCCGGGCCUUACGAGAACUGCACUGGCGAGGGCAAGACCCCACAAUGCGAACGAACCUGUCGCUCUGGCUACACAACCUCCUACGAGGCUGAUCUCCAUUACGGAGAGAAGGCAUAUGCUGUACACAGAGAGGUAGAGGCCAUACAGACUGAGAUAAUGACCAAUGGACCUGUCGAGGGUGCCUUCACUGUCUACUCUGACUUCCCCACUUAUAAAUCAGGUGUUUAUCAACAUGUUGUUGGACAUGCAUUGGGUGGCCAUGCUAUCAGGAUCUUGGGCUGGGGAACUGAGAAUGGUGUACCUUAUUGGCUUAUUGCCAACUCUUGGAAUCCUAGCUGGGGAGACAAGGGAUACUUUAAGAUGAUACGCGGAAAGGAUGAUUGCGGGAUUGAGAGCAACAUUGUUGCUGGUACUCCAAAGAAGUACAAGUAAACUGCUUCUCCUGGGACAUCUCCUCCUAAAUUUGCUGUGACUAGUUAUUAUUUAAUGUCUUAUGGCUUUAGCUGUUACUGUAUAGUUAGUUAUUGUCAUUCCCUUUAUACAUUAAAAUAAAAGUUAUUGCUAUAAAUACUAGA
This is a messenger RNA of Amphimedon queenslandica, 1182 nucleotides long. RefSeq names its product cathepsin B-like. Bases 38 to 1039 code for a protein of 333 amino acids. Gene Ontology annotation, molecular function: cysteine-type endopeptidase activity. Lineage: Eukaryota; Metazoa; Porifera; Demospongiae; Haplosclerida; Niphatidae. Gene Ontology annotation, biological process: proteolysis; regulation of catalytic activity. The transcript is spliced from 7 exons. The record is from RefSeq and is a predicted model, not a curated record.